Molecule: messenger RNA, 1543 nt
Organism: Aspergillus wentii DTO 134E9
Lineage: Eukaryota; Fungi; Ascomycota; Eurotiomycetes; Eurotiales; Aspergillaceae
Exons: 1
Coding region: 291-1172 (293 amino acids)
Source: RefSeq, a predicted model, not a curated record
CAUUACCUCCAUCCGCCAACUCUCUGUUAGUCCGGUACAGGCGAGGGAUAACGCAAGUCAAGCAUCAGGUACGUGAAUCUACAAACUUGGCUUGUCUUGUAUCUGUGAAAAGAAUCGGCAAAGAAAAAAAAUCCUUCAUGCUUUAUUUGCUUUGCUUUCCUCUUCAAUGGGAACAGUCCCUUCCGAAUCCACUACACCUGCUGUGGUAUUUGCGUUUUGCUGAUUGGGAGCUUUGAAAAGACCAUCAUGACAGUUCCUCGAGGGCUCCACCUUCUCGCCCACUGAAUAAAAUGCACAAACCCACGCCAUCAAAACUGAGCUUCAGAGCCGCUAACCCUAAUCGAGCCCGUCCUCAACGAGUAAUUGAUGCAAGAUCCCUCGCAGCAUCUCAGAAUGCUGGACAGCCAGCGAACAUUAUUCGAGGCCCCAGGUUCCAAAAGGCUCGCGGGUCGCCAGUUCGUGCUCGCAAACCCAGAACCCCGACUCCCGCCGCGACAGCAAAAGCGAAUCCCAAGAAUCGGAAGGAGCUACGAACCAGAGCUUCGAGAAAACAAUCGAAUGAGGAAGAAGGCGAUGCCACCCAGGAAAAGCAAGUCGAAUCUGUAUUCCACGAACUUGAAGAGAAGGCGAGACCAGUUCCUAGCCGUUACUCUCCUCGAGCUUCUGACUUCUCUUCAAUGAAAGAGACCUGGCCUUCGUUGCCAACGAACGUGACCGGGCGUACUGCUGGGGUUUUCGAGAAGCUGUCAUGGUUAAGUGACCGUUAUCCAAAUGGAUACGUUCCACCGCAUGAGUUGGGGAGGCGUCUGUUCAGGGGACAAAAUGUUCAAUUCUUUAGUGAAGAGGAGAAGGCACAGGCUGUAGAGGAGGCCAAGAAGCUGGCACAACAACACGCAGACAAGCUGUCCCAAAUAAAAGGCGAUCUUGUGGAACCUAAAGAAAUUGGUUUUAGCCAGAUCAAUGCAGCGGACCGGAAGGCUUUGAUUGAAACUCUUGUCCAAGGAAGUUACCCCAAGCAUGACGCUCAGAAAGCACAUGAGUCGCCUAUCAUUGACAAUAUCCUCAUGAAUCUCAGAAACAAUGAGACAUAUCAGACAACUGGAAAGGGCCCGGAACUCGUCCAAAAGGUGCAGUCUCUCCUUACCUCGAGCCGCCCUAUCAAACGUGCAUAAGUCGGACUUCUUGAGCGGACUGCAAGUUAUUGUAUAAUAUAUCUUUCCUGUUCUUCAAUUGUUAUCAUUGUUUUUGUGUUCUAGGUAUGUUCGAUUUGUCUUGUAUUUAAAGAUCAAAUAUUAUACAAAGUAGCUCAGGAGACCCGACGAAGCAAAGAUGUGGCUGUUCCACGUACAACCCAGUAAUGGUACUUGGCUAACAAGAAUGCCUAUCUUUGCUUUUGGCUUUUGGUUUUUGGCUUUCUGUUGACCUUACGCCCGCUCUAAUGCCUUCUUCGCCGCAUCAAACAAAUCUUUCAGUUCUUUCUGCCCCUUUUCAGUUAGCUUUUCCAUUUGAUCCUGUGCUUUCCGAACGUCAUCUGGCCUGGCAA